CUCGUAUCCCGUCCGUCCGGCAGACCACCGGCUCCUGUCCCGAGGCGCCACGCGGGCGCUGAAGAUGGCGCCCGUGCCGGAGGACACGGUGUGGUCGGUGCUGAGCUUGCUUCCGGUGGCGUAGAGCGUCACCGAGGUACAGUACCGCCCGGCGGACAGGGCCGUCACGGUCGAGUUCACUUCCAUCUUCGAGGCGGAGCGCGCCAGAGUCCAGAUGCAUGGCCGACGCUCGUGGCUCCAUGAAGAGGACCCCAGCCAGUGGCUGACCAUCACCUUCGUGCCCGACUCUUCCCAGGGAGACGUCAUCGCGCGCGGCCUGGGCCACUGGGGUCCCAUCGAGCACAUCCCCAACGACCACGUCACCCGCUCGUGGGACCGCUCUCCGUACAACCAGCGCGUCCUCGGCGUCGACCAACGACCCUCCUCCCAUGAGUCCUCGGGCAUUGACACCCCCGGCACCACCGGCGGCUUCCUCCCCUCUCACCACAAGCCCAUGGAUAGGGAGACCCUUGCGCGCAACCUGGACCUCGAACCCGAGGAGCUCUCCCCGUUCCUGGACAGACACAACAACUGGAAGAACGACAUCUCCUACCGCAUCGUGGGCAGCACCGCGACGCUCAUCCGCCGCGCCUGGGGCUGGCGCGUGACGGUCGAGGACGACGACAAGCUGCUCAUGGCGCACACGCUGCACGACCCGGAGUGGGCGGACGUCUGGGACCAGCACUUUGAGGACCGCGGCGAGCCCAACCUGCGCAAGUGGGAGCGCUACGGCGCGCUGGCCCGCCACCGCCGCGAGAGGGCCGCGCACCUGGGCGUCGAGGAGUGGCGCGUCGUGCCGUGCGGCGGCAACGGAGGAGCCGGCGGUCCUGGCGGCGAUGAUGGCAAGGUCGGCAAAGCGUGCGAAUGGGGCUGCGGCACGAUGAAGACGGCCAAAGUCGUGACCGACUACCUCAAGAAGGCGAGGGCGAAGAGGCUGUAUGCGGACUCUGACGACGAGGAGUAGACAGAAAGAACGAGAGAACGAGAGAGAUGAGAGGAGAUAAGGGGAGUGAGGGACGCAGACAUGUGGAUGUUGCUGGCGGGACUGCGGCGCUGAAGAUUCGGGGGGACUGCCAUGUUCGUGAUACUAUUGCGAUGUUGACGCG
Purpureocillium takamizusanense is the source of this 1145-nucleotide messenger RNA. RefSeq lists its product as uncharacterized. The transcript has a single exon. Lineage: Eukaryota; Fungi; Ascomycota; Sordariomycetes; Hypocreales; Ophiocordycipitaceae. Bases 215 to 1003 code for a protein of 262 amino acids. The record is from RefSeq and is a predicted model, not a curated record.